CCAGCCUGCCUGCCCUUUUGUUUGUUCGCUGGUCAGCUUCGUCCUUCUCGUUGUUUUCUUUUCCUACCUUCUUCCGCUCUCUUUCUCUCUCUCUCUCUCUCUCUCUCUCUCUCUCUCUCUCUCUCUCUCUCACGCCCUUGCUCUCUUGCUCUUCUUCUCUCUUCCACUUUCUUUUCCUCUUCCUCUUCCUCUUCCUCUUCCUCUCUCUCUCUCUCUCUCUCUCUCUCUCUCACUUAUUCUCAUUACAGCUACUCAGUAUUUGCUUCUACUGACCUACUGACCCACUGACCCACUGACCCACACGAAUAGUAUAGAUCAUAAUAGAUCAUAAUACAACAUCCUCAACAUCCUCAUCAUGGCUGAUAAUUCAGGAAGUGCACCAACCAGCACCACUCAACAUCACCAUCAUCCUCCACCCGAUCCUCCGAAUACUACUUCUCCCAGUGGUACUACCACCACCACUCCUCCUACCACGACCAGUCCCACUAAUAAGCUGGACUGUGACCCGCCUGCGGAGACCAAUGCGGGUAAAGCAGAGGCCAAGCCGCCAGUCCCCGCCCCCGAACCCGCCGCCAAAAAGACCGCGACGGUCUGUGCUAAACAUACCCCCGCCGCCGCUUCCUCCGACUCUAAGAAGAAGCCCCGUCGCUCCACCAAAACCUCCUCCAUUGUCACCCCAAGCGAUGACAGCUCCUCUGCUGUCGACUCCGACAGCAACGACUCAGAAUCCACCACCAACGAUUCCGCCGCAGAUAAUGAUGCCACCACUUCCUCCUCUAGCUCCUCUAGCUCCGACGAAUCCAAGGUAGAUCGCAAGCCGCGUCUAAGAUAGCUUUCAAGCGGGUGGAUCAAUUAUGGGACAAUACGAUCCAUAACUACAAAUUGACUGAGACGGUCGAUGAUCCUGGUGCCAGCGAGUGGGACCAAUACC
Molecule: messenger RNA, 931 nt
Organism: Aspergillus fijiensis CBS 313.89
Lineage: Eukaryota; Fungi; Ascomycota; Eurotiomycetes; Eurotiales; Aspergillaceae
Exons: 3
Coding region: 356-832 (158 amino acids)
Source: RefSeq, a predicted model, not a curated record